Messenger RNA from Vicia faba (fava bean), 1944 nucleotides. NCBI's taxonomy places the organism in Eukaryota, Viridiplantae, Streptophyta, Magnoliopsida, Fabales, Fabaceae. The record is from the annotation of a GenBank genome assembly.
AUGGACUUCCCUUUAGUUGUUUGCUUCUCAUCCAUCUUAUGCAAUUCCUGUUUCCACUCAUUGUUGCCAGCUCCACCAUCACCUCCUCAAUGGCAUUGUCCUCGACCUUUUAUCGCUUUCUAUCGCUCCCAAUCCCCAAUCCCAAUUCUCUAUCUCUUCCUCAACUCCGUAAUAUCACAUAAGAAUUUAUUAGUCUCUCCCUUUGCCAUGUCACUAUCAACUUCGAACAACCCAGCUUUGAGAACAUAUUUGAGACUCGAGUCUAGCAUCAUCGUCUUCGCUAAAGAGCGUGAGCUGUUGCUUGAGGAAUCAAGGUGGAGAAUGACCUCCUUUUUGGUGCAAACUCAAACCCGUUCUUCUUCACACCGAAAGAAACCCCUUGACACCGAAAGGAAUCUCUUCAAAUCGCUCAUCUUCACACCAAAAAACGCACAGCAAUGGAAACUACAUCCUCUGCGUUCAUCUCUUCAAACACAAGGUGAAAUAUUCCGCUGCUUCUUUGGCUGCUCAAAGUCUAUUGCUAAGGAUGAUGCUGCUUGGCAUGCCGCGACUUCUACCACUAAGGCCUCAAGGCUUUCAGUCUCACAAUCUGAGAGCAACAAUCACUCUAGACCAGCAAGAAGCAGUUCAGUGACUCGUCCUUCGAUCUCCACUUUACAGUCUCAGUACAACAACAACUAUUCUUCAAACAGAUCCUCCUCCACAAAUAUCCUCAACACAAGCUCAGCCUCAGUUUCAUCUUACAUUAGACCAUCUUCCUCGAUACCCCGUUCGACAUCUUCGACAAGGCCUUCAACUCCUACUUCGCGCACAACACCAUCAAGGGCGUCAACACCUUCCAGAAUACGUACAGUUUCGACAAGCUCUACUGCUGAAAAGCCUAGACCAAUAUCACAAAGAUCGAGGCCUUCCACUCCUAGUUCUAGGCCUCAGGUUCCUGCAAACUUACAUUCCCCAUCUGCACCAUCGACUCGAUCGUUAUCUCGUCCUUCUACUCCCACACGUAGGAGUUCAAUACCAUCUCUUUCUCCUUCCUCUGCAACAAGUUCUUCAACUUCAGUUGGACGUGUUCCAUUGAACGGGCGUAGUUCAGCACCAUCCUCACGGCCAAGCUCACCAAGUCCACGAAUCUGGGCCCCACCACAGCCUGUUGUUCCACCCGAUUUUCCCCUUGAUACACCACCAAACCUCAGAACAACGUUGCCCGAUAGACCUGUCUCUGCAGGUAGGUCCCGUCCGGGUGUUAACACUUUGAAAGGAAAUACUUCUGAAACCCAAGCGUCGGUUAAUAUGCCAAGGCGAGCUUCGUCUCCUAUUGUCAGUAGAGGAAGAUCAACAGAACCUGUCAGUAAAAGUCGUGGAUUUGCCAAUGGCAAUGGCCAUCAUGCUGAUGUUCAUGAACCUAGAAAAGUCUCACAUGAUCCUGAGGUAGCUGCAAGAAGAUCAGUUAAAGCCUUAACCAACACAACUGACAACUCUGGAUUUGGAAGGAAUAUCUCAAAGAAAUCCUUGGAUAUGGCAAUCAAGCACAUGGACAUAAGGAACGGCUCGGGAAAUCAUCGUGCACUAUCAAGCACCACACUGUUUCCACAAAGUAUUCGAAAUUCCACGCACAAGAGUCAAUAUAAUCGAGGUUCAAGUGCUCCACCAACAUCUAUCGAAGCGAACGGAAACAUACUAAACAAAAAUAAUGGAUCCCAUUUUGACGUGGUAAACGGAAUCAAUAGAAAUAUGAUAAAAGGAAGAGAGAUAGAUGAAAGACAAUACUCAGCAAAACUGAGUGAAAUUGACGUAUACGAGAGCUCUCGUUACGACGCGCUGUUGCUUAAAGAAGAUUUGAAGAAUACAAACUGGCUUCAUAGUGUGGAUGAUAAAUUUGAUCAAGGCUCCUUAUUAUUUGAUAAUGGAUUCGAGAACCUGCCUGAGCCUUUUGGUCUCUUAUAG